AUGGACUCUCACAUCAACCCUAGCCAUGGCGGAAACUCUUCUUCUCUCGAUACUCUCAAACCGAGCGUACUCACCACCACCAUCAUCCUCCUCAUCACUCUCACCAUCUCCGUCUCCAUUUGCUUCCUCCUCCGCUUCCUCAACCGCUGUAACCGCCACUCCCCUCUCUCUCCAUCUCCCUCCCAUUCCCUCCCCGCAACAGAACGAUCCUCCUCGCUCCCGAUUUUCAAAUUCUCCUCCGUCGUCCGAUCAACCUCCUCCUCCUCCACUAACUCCAGCGGCGACUGCGCCGUCUGUUUAUCGAAAUUCGAACCGGACGAUCAGCUUCGUCGCCUGCCUCUCUGUUGCCACGCCUUUCACGCGGAUUGUAUCGAUACCUGGCUCGCGUCGAAUCAAACGUGUCCGCUUUGUCGCUCUCCUCUAUUCGCUUCCGAUUCCGAUUCCGAUUCUGAUCCGACGAAGGUUCUCCGCAGAGAAGGAGAUAACAGUUUCCGCCUCGAAAUCGGAUCAAUCAGCCGUCGCAACGAUCCGAUUCCGGAGGAAUCCGGCGAUCGUCGCCGGUCUUACUCAAUUGGAUCGUUUGAUUACAUAGUGGAGGAUGUAGAAUCCGAAAUCUCUGAGUCGAAUUUCGAUCAAUCGCGAAAACAUGAAGAUGCGGCUGCGACUGCGGUUGCGGUUAAUCCUGCAUUUGAAGCGAGUUUGGCGGGAGAGAUAGGUAAUGAAGGUUCUAGAAGCUGGAUUAAGGAUUACGUGGAGAGACUCUCUCAUGGUAUAUCGUUUAGAAGCUCUGGUAGUUUUUUUACUGGGAGCAGUCGUCGGAGCGAGGAGGAGAUGACGGUGGUGGAUUUGGAGGCGAAUCAUACCGGAGAAGAGAUUAGUGAGCUUUUCCGAUGGUUCUCAGGUAUGUGAGAGGUAUCAAAUUUUAUUCAGUUACUUGGUUCUAAAGUAAAGAAACAGAGCCCUUUGCUUUUGAUUUUGUAC
Messenger RNA from Eruca vesicaria subsp. sativa (arugula), 981 nucleotides. NCBI's taxonomy places the organism in Eukaryota, Viridiplantae, Streptophyta, Magnoliopsida, Brassicales, Brassicaceae. The record is from the annotation of a GenBank genome assembly.